Messenger RNA from Suncus etruscus (white-toothed pygmy shrew), 6531 nucleotides. It is a transcript of the gene NIN, whose product is annotated as ninein. Lineage: Eukaryota; Metazoa; Chordata; Mammalia; Eulipotyphla; Soricidae. The record is from RefSeq and is a predicted model, not a curated record. Gene Ontology annotation, molecular function: calcium ion binding. Gene Ontology annotation, biological process: centrosome localization; microtubule anchoring at centrosome; centrosome-templated microtubule nucleation. Bases 168 to 6434 code for a protein of 2088 amino acids. The transcript has 30 exons. Gene Ontology annotation, cellular component: centrosome; ciliary transition fiber; centriole.
UCGCAGCCGGAGGCUCCGGAGCGCCGCCCGCCCAGCCUGCAGCGCCCGCCGUCAUGGGCUCCUGAACCCCGGGACGCGCGCGAGCGCCGGAGCGGGCGGCCGGCUGGCCGGCGGGCCACGGGCACCCUGACUCGGACUAAGUAAAGGUGUGCUCUGUGGGCUAUGGGAUGGAUGAGGUGGAGCAAGACCAACAUGAGGCCCGACUUAAGGAGCUGUUUGACAGUUUUGACACAACGGGCACUGGGUCCCUGGGACAGGAGGAACUCACCGACCUCUGCCAAAUGUUGAGCUUGGAGGAGGUGGCUCCGGUGCUGCAAGAGACACUGCUUCAGGACAACCUGUUGGGCAGGGUACACUUUGACCAAUUUAAAGAAGCAUUAAUACUUCUCUUAUCUGGAACUCUGUCAAAUGAAGAACACUUUCAAGAACCAGACUGUUCUCUGGAAGCUCAACCCAAAUAUGUUCGAGGUGGGAAGCGUUAUGGCCGAAGGUCUUUACCCGAGUUUCAAGAAUCCGUGGAGGAGUUUGCCGAGGUGACAGUGUUUGAGCCACUAGAUGAAGAAACACAGCCUUCUCACAUCCCUGCCAGUGACCACAGUGAGCACUGGAAGACGCAACACAGUGAGGAAUACGAAGCUGAAGGCCAGUUAAGAUUCUGGAACCCAGAUGAUUUGAAUGCCCAGAGUGGAUUUUCCCCUUCCCAUGACUGGAUCGAAGAGAAGCUACAGGAAGUGUGUGAAGACUUGGGCAUCACCCGUGAUGGUCACUUGAACCGAAAGAAGCUGGUCUCUAUCUGUGAACAGUAUGGUUUGCAGAAUAUUGAUGGAGAGAUGCUCAAAGAAGUCUUUAACAAUCUUAAUCCUGAUGGUACAAUGAGUGUCGAAGACUUUUUCUAUGGUCUGUUUAAAAAUGGAAAAUCCCUUACACCGUCAGCUUCUACACCAUAUAGGCAAUUGAAAAGGCACCUCUCCAUGCAGACUUUUGAUGAGAGUGGGAGACGUACCACAGCCACACUGGCGAUGACGAGUACCAUUGGCUUCCGGGUCUUCUCUUGCCUGGAUGAUGGAAUGGGUUAUGCUUCAGUGGAGAGAAUUCUGGAUACCUGGCAGGAAGAGGGCAUUGAGAACAGCCAGGAGAUCCUUAAGGCCUUGGAUUUCAGCCUUGAUGGAAAUGUCAACUUGACAGAAUUAACUCUGGCUCUUGAAAACGAACUUUUGAUCACCAAGAACAGCAUUCACCAGGCAGCUCUGGCCAGCUUUAAGGCUGAGAUUAGGCAUUUGCUGGAGCGAGUUGAUCAAAUGGUCAGAGAAAAAGAGAAGCUACGGUCAGAUCUGGACAAGGCUGAGAAACUCAAGUCUUUAAUGGCAUCAGAGGUAGAUGAUCACCAUGCAGCCAUUGAACGGAGAAACGAGUACAACCUCAGGAAACUAGACGAGGAAUACAAAGAACGCAUUGCAGCCUUAAAGAAUGAACUCAAGAAGGAAAGAGAGCAGAUCCUGCAACAGGUGGGCAAGCAGCGUGUGAAACUUGAGCAGGAAAUUGAAAAGGCCAAAACUGAAGAGAACUAUGUCCGGGAUCGCCUCGCCCUCUCUUUGAAGGAAAACAGCCGCCUAGAAAAUGAGCUUCUGGAAAAUGCAGAGAAAUUGGCAGAGUAUGAGAAUCUGACAAACAAACUUCAGCGAAAUCUGGAAAAUGUGUUAGCAGAAAAGUUUGGUGACCUCGAUCCAAGCAGUGCUGAAUUUUUUCUGCAAGAAGAGAAGCUGACACAGAUGAGGAAUGAAUAUGAACAACAGUGCAGGGUAUUACAAGACCAAGUGGAUGAACUUCAAUUGGAGCUGGAAGAAUAUCGUACACAAGGCAAAGUGUUCAGACUUCCCUUAAAAAACUCAUUGUCCGAAGAACUUGAUAUUAACAGUGGUUGCAUUGAACCUGACCCAGGCCUUGAUUCUGAAGAAUGCAACCCAGUGACUAUGAGCAUUGAGGCAGAACUGGUUAUAGAACAGAUAAAAGAGCAGCACCACAGGGAUUUAUGUCACCUAAGACUGGAACUUGAAGACAAAGUGAAGCACUAUGAGAAGCAGCUCAUUGAAGCCCAGGUCAGCUGUGAAGAAAAACAGGAGAACAUGAAGCAAAAAUAUGAGAGUGAAGCACAUACAUUGGAAAAACAAAUAAGUGACCUUAAAAAUGAAAUUUCAGAACUUCAGGUACAGACAGUGAUGCUCAGGGAGGCAGAACAUUUGACAUCUUGCAGGCAUGAGGCAGAGAAAAAUGAACUGCAAAUGAAAUGUGAGGAGGAAAAGACCCACCUGCAGGAGACACUGAAGCUGCAACAUCAGCAGGAGCUCCGGGCUCGACUGGAGCAGGCAGAGGAAAAGUUUAACAGAGAGAGAGAUGAACUCCAAAAUGGCACUUGGAUAGAAGAGAAGGUGAGGGACUUGACUCAGGAAUUAGAGCAGUGUCACCAGGAGCAGCUGAAAAACCUAGCUGAGAAGCACACUCUUGAGAAAGAGGAGUUGCGAAAAGAGCUUUUGGAAAAACACCAAAGGGAACUUCAGGAGAGAAGGGAAAAAAUGGAAACUGAGUGUACUAGAAGAACCUGUCAGAUAGAAGCCCAAUUUCAGGCUGAUUGUCACAAAGUCACUGAGCAGUGUGAAAGUGCUCUGCAAAGCCUGGAGGGCCACUACCGCCAGGAGCUGAAGGACCUUCAGGAGCAACAGCAGGAGGAGAGAGCACAGUGGGAAUUUGAGAAGGACGAGCUCACCCAGGAGUUUGCAGAAGCCCAAGAACGGCUUAAAGAAUCUCUCCAAAGGGAGAAAGCCGCCUUUCAUGUUCUGGCCCAGGAGAAAGAGAUGCUUGAAAAAACAUACAAAGAGCAUUUGAAUAGUAUGGUGGCUGAGAGAGAGCAGCUAGUCAGAGACCUAGAAGAGCUAAGGAAUGUUUCUGAAAGUCAGCAGGGCCUACUGUCCACUCGGAUCCUUGAGCUAAAGACUAAUCCAAGGGAGCAUGAGCCGUGCCAGGCAGGUACCUCCAAGCAACCAAACUCCCAGCUGGAAAUGCUGGCACUAGAGCGUGACCUGGUGAGGCAAGAAAUGAUGGCCAGGCUUCCAGCCAUGGAGACUAUCCAUAAGAAGGCCCGUGAAGAAGCAGAUCUAGAGAAGGCCGAGAUGAGCACAGAAAUCUCCAGACUUCAGAAUCAGAUUAAGGAACUACAGCGAGUGGUUCCUCCUCUCUCCCCACUUCAGAGUGACUGCCAACCCAUGGGACAAGAGGAGGCAGAUGGCAGUGGAUCUAUGUCCCUGCUUGAGCAAGGAGAGCAACUGUUGGAAGAAAAUGGAGAUGUCCUCUUAAGUCUGCAGAGAGCUCAUGAGAGAGCUGUGAAAGAAAAUGUGAAAAUGGCUGCUGAAAUUUCAAGACUGCAACAGAGGCUACAAAAAUUAGAGCCACGGUCAAUUCUGUCAUCUCAUUUAGAGGAGCCCACUAAUGGGUUAUUUAGAAAUUCUUUGGAUCAAACAGACCCUUUUAUAAGACAGAAUGGAAUGAAGCAAAUAGGUGUGAACCUAUCGCCUGUCCUAAGUGACCUACAGUCCGAUGAGGCCCGGGAUGUAGGAAGCAUAGGCACAAGCUCCAUUCAGAGACAGGAGGGGAAAGUAGAAGAGUUCGAAACAUCAAUGGAGAGUUUUUCUGAGCUUGAAAACAGUGAAGGGACCAGAACUGAGACCUGGGACCUGAAGAAUCAGAUCUGUCAGCUUCAAGAACAGUUGAUGAUUUUACGAGCAGAUUGUGAUCGAGCUUCUGAAAAGAAGCAGGAUCUGCUUUUUGAUCUUUCUAUGCUGAAAAAGAAACUGAAGGUUCUUGAGCGGGUCCCUGAAACUUGUUCCAGGUACAAAUUGUUAUAUGAAGAUGCUAACAGAGAAAAUGACUAUCUUCAGGAAGAGCUGAGGGAGAUGGAAACACGCUAUGAUGAUACACUAGAAAAUAAUAAAGAACUCACCUCAGAAGUUUUCAGAUUGCAGGACAAGCUAAAGAAAAUAGAAGAAGAGGCUGAGACUUUCAGUAACAUCGAAAAGAAUUAUGACGAAGUCAGAAGAGAAAAUGAGGAGCUGCAUAUUUUUGUUUCGAGACUGCAGCGUAAGAUUGAAAAGCUGCAGGAAAGAGCAGAACCCAGAAGGGACUGCAGUUUCUUACAGGAAGCCCAGUCAGAUGACCUGGAAAUCCAGCCUGACAACCAUGUACUUGAACUCAAUUACACACUAGAAGAGUGUGUGCCAGAGGUUAUGAAUAUCCACCAUAUAACAGAACAUUUUCAGGAAAGCCAGUUCCUUGAGCAGGAAAAUAAACAACUCCUGGAAAAUGGAAAAGCUCAUGAAGCUAUCAGGCUGCACAGAACAAUUGUAAGCUAUCAAGAAAAGCCUGGCAUAUGGAACCAGGGUGUGCUGGAGGAAAACGCUGCCCUCCUCAUCCUUCAAGACAAACAUUCCCAGCGUCAGGCCAUGCUAGCAGAGUUAGAAGUGGAGAAAAAGAAACUGCAGGAGCUGACUAGAAAGCUGAGGGAGAGAGUCACUACUUUAGUAAAGCAAAAAGAUGUCCCUUCUCAAGGAGAAAAGGAAGAAGCAUUGAAGGCAAUGAUGCACGACUUGCAAAAUACAUGCAGUGAGAUGCAGCAAAAAGUGGAACUUUUGAGAUAUGAAUCUGAGAAGCUUCAAGAGGAAAAUUCUAUUUUGAGAAAUGAAAUUACUACUUUAAAUGAAGAAGAUAGCAUUUCUAGCUUGAAGUUAGGGACAUUUAAUGAAUCUCAGGAACAAAUGUGGCAAAAAAUAGAAACUAUAAAACAGGAAAAAAAUUCAGUUCAGAAGAUGGUUGAAGUUUUAAAGAAGCAGAUUUCAGAAUUAAAAAUCAAGAACCAACAGUUGGAUUCGGAAAAUAUAGAACUUAGUCAAAAAAACUCUCAGAAUCAAAAAGAGUUGCAGGAACUUAACCAGCAGCUAGAGGAAAUGCUAUGCCAGAAGAAAGAUGAGUCUGAACAUUGUCUGUUGGAGGAAUUGGAACAACAGAAGUCUCAGUUGCUAGAAGAACUGGAGCACUGUCGAGUGCAGUCCUCCACUUUAGUGUCUUCUCUAGAGGAAGAACUUUCUCAAGUUAAAAUGCAGAUCCAUCUUGUGGAACAGGAAAAUGUCCUUCUCAAAGAUGAACUAGAGAAAAUGAAACAACAGUUGGCAAAAUCAAGACUUGUAGAGCACAAGAUUAUUGCUCUGAAGCAGGAACAGCAUUCUUGGGAACAUCAGAAUGAAAGCUUGAAGACACAGCUGGCAGCUUCACAAGUAAAGGUUCAGAAUCUAGAAGACACUCUGCAGAACAUAAACCUAAAAAUGUCGCAUACUAAGUCUGAUCUACAACUGACACAACAGGAAAAUGAAGCUUUAAAACAAGAAUUGAUGUCUUUACAUAAGCAACUUAAAAAUGCUGAUGACAAGAACUGGGCCCCAGAAGUAGCCACCCAUCAUCCAUCAGGGUUCCAUAAUCAGCAGCAGCAAGAACAAAGGUCAUCUUGGGACAAUUUGGAUCAUCUGAUGAAUGAGGAACAACAGCUGCAUUGGCAGGAAAAUGAAAGACUCCCAACAGUGGUUCAGAAUACCAGAGCAGAGCUUACACAGUCCCAAGAGAAGGUCCGUCAACUGGAAUCUAGUUUUCUCCCAAAACACCAAAAACAUCUAAAUCCAUCAGGUCCUGUGAAACCCGCAGAUCAAGAGAAGUUGAACUUAAAGAGAGAGUGUGAGCAGUUUCAGAAGGAAGGAGCUGCUAGUAAGAAGGCCAGUCAGAUGAAUUCCCUUGAACAAGAAUUGGAAACAAUUCACUUAGAAAAUGAAGUCCUAAAAAAGAAACAAGUAAAACUGGAUGAGCAGCUAAUGGAGAUGCAGCGUCUGAAGUCCACUGCGAUGAUUAACCCAACCCCUCAUAUUUGGGAUUUGCCCCUGCUUCAGCAGCAAGCCUGUCCGAUGGUGCCCAGGGAGCAAUUUCUGCAGCUUCAACAACAGCUGUUGCAAGCAGAAAAGACAAAUCAGUGCCUACAGGAAGAACUCAACAACAGAACCUCUGAAACAAACACACCACAGGAAAACCAGGAACAGUUGGUAACUGCCAUGGAGGAAAGAAUGAUAGAAGUUGAACAGAAAUUGAAACUGGUGAAAAGGCUUCUUCAGGAGAAAGUGAAUCAGCUCAAAGAACAACUUUGCAAGAAUACCAAAGCAGACGCAAUGGUGAAGGAUUUAUAUGUUGAAAAUGCCCAGUUGUUAAAAGCUUUGGAAAUGACUGAACAGCGACAAAAAACUGCAGAGAAGAAAAAUUACCUCCUAGAAGAGAAGAUUGCCAACCUCAGUAAUAUCGUCAGGAAUCUGACACCAGCACCACUAACUUCUACACCUCCUUUGAGGUCCUAGUAAAGCCAAAGGAUACUUUCUUAUUCAUGCACUUUUCCUGAAAUGUGUAGUGCAUUUCAGUAGAUUCUCUUUACCCUUUUUUUAAUAUGCUUAAUGG